Molecule: messenger RNA, 804 nt
Organism: Prunus armeniaca (apricot)
Lineage: Eukaryota; Viridiplantae; Streptophyta; Magnoliopsida; Rosales; Rosaceae
Source: the annotation of a GenBank genome assembly
AUGUUUCAUAUAGGUGGAAUGGAUACUUUUGAAGGUGUAUCCGAAAGUGCUGAAGGUGGAGUUGGAGUUGGAGAAGUUAGAAACAAUGUGGUUGAUUCAGAUCCAUCAAACAACAACAAUGCAGUUGUAACUCAGACUGGUAAGCGGCGUAGAAAACUCACAUCAGCGGUAUGGACUCAAUUUGAAAUUCUUCCUAUAGAUGAAAAUAAUGAGCAAAGAGCAAAGUGUAUGAAAUGUGUGCAAGAUGGGUUGAAACACAUUGAUGAUUCUGUGGGGAAAAUUAGGGAAAGCAUUAAGUAUGUUAGAGGUUCACAAAGGAGGAAACAGAAAUUCCUAGAUUGUGCUGCACAAGUUUCUUUAGAAUGUAAAAGGGGAUUGCGUCAAGAUGUACCCACUAGAUGGAACUCUACCUUUCUUAUGAUUGACAGUGCACUUUAUUAUCAACGUGCGUUUCUGCAUUUACAGUUGAGUGAUUCUAAUUACAAACAUUCUCUUUCUCAAGAUGAGUGGGGAAAAUUGGAAAAACUUAGCAAGUUUCUUAAGGUGUUUUAUGAUGUGACUUGUUUGUUUUCUGGAACUAAAUACCCAACAGCAAAUCUGUAUUUUCCUCAAGUUUUUGUGGUAGAAGAUACUUUGAGAAAGGCAAAGGGACACCAGACGUUGUGCUUCCUCCAAGUAGAUCCCUAUGAUUUUGCCUUUGACCUAAUAGGAGUUGUUGAUCUGGUUCACGAUGAGCAUCGAGUUGUUGUGCGCGGUCAAUUUUUUGGCUCCAAGGUUAGGGGCGAGGUGGAGCCCAACGAGUAG